AUGGAGAAGUCGAACAGUGAACACUAUCACAUUGAGAGACCACACUCCGAUGUGCAGGGGAUGGAGUCCGGAGACUCCCACUUCUACAUAGAAGAGCGCCUUGCUCAUCUAUCGGAAGACCAUCGCCAAUACCUCCUUGCCCGACAUGGCACCCUGGAUCUGGACCCCAUCCCAGAUAUGAACGAUGCAGAUCCUUACAAUUGGCCACGAUGGAGGAAAACCCUCAACCUCUCCCUUGUUGCCUUCCACGCCAUGAUGGCCACGUUCACAGCCGCCGCCAUCCAAUCUGCAUUCGAAGAUAUAUCCGAAGAUCUGGGAGUAAGCAUGCAACGGACCAGUUACCUGGUAUCUCUGUUCAUUGCUGUGCUCGGCGGCGCACCGCUAUUAUGGCGCCCCUUGUGCAAUCGCUAUGGUCGCCGACCGAUCUUCUUGAUCUCGUUAAUCUGCAGCUUGGUCGGUAAUAUCGGCUGUGCUAAUAGCUUCUCUUAUGCGACCAUGGGGUUGUGUCGCGCCAUCACCUCGUUCUUUAUUAGUCCUGCCGCGGCUAUCGGCAGUGCUGUUGUUGCGGAAACGUUUUUUCGCAAAGACCGAGCUCGUUGUAUGGGCGUGUGGACACUUAUGGUUACUCUUGGAGUGCCUGCUGCUCCAUUCAUUUUUGGUUUCGUUGCACUGCGCGUCGGAUACCGAUGGAUUUACUACACCCUUGCGAUUGUCAAUGCAGUUCAGUUUAUCCUUUACUUCUUCCUCGGCUCGGAGUCCCUCUACCUCCGAACCCACGCCUCUAGCAACGACUCGAGCACGAAACAAAGUCUUUUCAAAUUUGGUCGAAUUAAUCCAGCCCCUCUCAAGCUUCAAGACUUUAUUCACCCUCUUAUCUAUGCAUCCAAGCCUUGCGUUGUCAUCCCUGCAGCUGCAUAUGCCAUGAUCUUCCUCUGGGGCAGCGUAGUGCCGACCAUCGAGAUUCCCCAAGUCUACCCCGAGAAAUUCGGACUCAAUACCCAACAGGUCGGUCUCCAAUUCCUGGGAAUAAUAGUUGGAUCAGUGAUCGGUGAGCAGAUCGGCGGUCUCAUAUCUGAUCGAUGGAUGAUGAUGCGCCAGAAGCGUACGGGUGAGCCUCCGGCCCCAGAAUACCGCCUCUGGCUCAGCUAUAUCGGCCAUUCUAUGACUAUCUGCGGUAUUGUGGUUUUCGCGAUUCGAUUACGUGACUCGGGGAAAACAUGGGACAUCACCCCUGUUAUAGGAUCAGCGAUUGGGGCGGCAGGGAAUCAGAUUGUGACGACUGUCGACAUCACAUAUGCUGUUGAUUGCUACCGGGAGGAUGCAGCCAGUGUGGGUGUUUUUAUUACGUUUGUUCGUCAGAUGUGGGGAUUUAUUGGUCCAUUUUGGUAUGUGAUGUCUGCAUCGUGCGUGCUACACUAG
Penicillium olsonii is the source of this 1419-nucleotide messenger RNA. Lineage: Eukaryota; Fungi; Ascomycota; Eurotiomycetes; Eurotiales; Aspergillaceae. The record is from the annotation of a GenBank genome assembly.